AUGCAAUCUGAAAAUAUAUUAAAGGCUAUUACCAAAGAAAGUAACGAAGGGAACGAGGCCACAAAUAUUGUAAUAUCUCAGAUUAGUUUAUUAAUUACAACACUUACAGAACAAAAUUUUAGUGAAAUAGAAACUAAGAUUAACUACACUCUAUCAAAAUCCAGCGCAUCUGUUUAUUUAAGAUAUUGGGAUAGAUUACUAGCAUACGCAGAAGCUUACAUUUUAAAAUAUAAUAAAUUAGAUACACAAGGAAAUCUUAUCCAUAGAUUACUUUUAAACUUAAUAAGAAGUUUAACAAAAAAGAAUCAAGAAUUUUUGGAAUAUCUUCGUGAGACACUGUUUGAUCAUUUACUAACUGAACAUCUCACUUUUAAAGAUAUUAUUGGGGUAUUGGAUAGCACUGCUGACAAGGAACUCAUUGACUCAUUAUUACCAGAGACCACAAUUCAGAGUCUAAAAGACCUAGAAAAGCUCAAGAUGAAUAACACUAAAUAUUUACAAACAUUUAUAUCAGGCGGUUCCGUGGAUUCUAUGGAAUCAAAACUAGACGAAAUACUCUCUUCAUUGAAUGGAGAAAGCUUGAAUGAUAUAGUUGCACUUCUUCUAUCUGAGAUUCUUUCUCCACAUUCACAAAACAUUCAGGAGGAUAAUAAACCAUCAUGGUUGACACCUGAUACAAUGCGGGAAUCAUCAAUUGUUGGUGAGCAUAUAUCGAAUUGCAUUCAAAAAGUUGCUCCUAAUGCAAUUAAUUGGAAUCGUAUUUUUAAUUUAAUGUCAACCAAAUAUUUCAUGACAACUCCAAUUAAGCCAAGAACUGCCUCAUUCAAUUCCCUAUUAACUUCCCUUAAGCAUGGUGUUCUCAUUGACCAAUUUUUCAGCUGUGAAUGGCCAAUUGAUUUUAAAUUAUUUAUUACUUGCGAAUUACAUAAAUGGCCAAAAGAUGAGGGUACAUUUGAUUUGUUGAAUGUUCCUGACACUAAAAAGGUAUCAGACAAACUUCCAAACGCAAAACAAUCGUUAUUGUAUAUAUUGUCCGUGGCGACCAUUGAUUUAGAAUUGUUUUUUUUGAGAGAGGAAUUAGAAAAUAAAACAAUGCUAACCUAUUAUCAAGAAUGCUUCUUUGAGGAUUUUAGUUACAGUCCAGAAUAUUUGUAUUUAGCAUUAGUGGACAAUAUUAAACAUUUCACUCUUUUAACCGAUAAUAAAGCAGUAAUUGAAGAAAUCAUUAUUACAUUAUUCGUUCAAGUAUUUGUCAAGACACCAGAUGUAAUGGGUGAUCUUCUAGCUAUUUUACCAUCAAAGGAUAAGAUGCUUACCGAUAUUACUAGAAUGAUAUUACAAAAAAAUGAGGUCCCUAUUGAUAGCUUUAUCAAAUUAUUAAUUGAUCAAGAUAAACUAGAGUUAGUUCUGAAUAGAGUUACUUUGGUUGAAGCAUUUUCUAUUUUACCAUGUGCAACCAAAUAUGGGUGGAAUGGUUUUAAGUCAUUCUUAAAGUCUCAUAUGAAUGCAGAUACUGCAUCGGUAGCAUUAGAUUCGAUGGAACUUCAAAUUGCUAUGACGGACGCUAAUACACCAUUCAGAACCUCUAAGGCAUUUGACCUACCAUCACUUAAUGAACUUAUCUUAUGUUUAAUGGAUGUUCCAUUGAAUACUAAAGAUUUGGAAAAAUUUGAAGAUCUUCAAUACAAGAUUUUAAUCGCAUUCCCAAGAAUUAUAAACAUUUCUAACGGACAUGAUAAUGCCAUCUUAUCCAACGGUAGUUUUACACCAAUUGCGCCAGAUGUUGAAAAAGAAAUGCAAGGUUAUUUACAAAAGAUGUACAGUGGAGAUAUUCAAAUAAAGGAUGUUGUCGAAGUCCUACGGAAAUUGAAAGACAGUGAUGAACCAAGGGAUCAAGAAGUAUUUGCAUGUAUUACACACGCCGUACUUGGGGAAUGUAACUUUUUCAAGGAUUAUCCUUUGGAAGCCUUGGCAACAACGUCGGUUCUAUUUGGUUCUAUGAUUUUAUUUCAUUUAUUAAAUGGUUUCGUUUUGGAUGUGGCUCUAAGAACUAUUUUAAAUUUUGCUAAAGAAGGUUCUGAAUCUAAAAUGUUCAAAUUUGCUAUUCAGGCCAUAUAUGCAUUUAGAAUUCGUUUGGCUGAUUUUCCACAAUAUUGUAAGGAUUUACUUGAGCAAAUUCCUGGUUUAAAUACCCAAACACAAGUCUAUCAAUUUAUUUACGACGCUUCUAAAUCUGCUCAAGUUCCAAUUCAAAAAAAUGAAGCUAGUAGUAAAACUGUUUCAGAACUACUGCCAAUGACAUAUUUUGUUUUAGACGAAUGGCACUCUGCUGUUAUACAGGAAAACCCAACUAAGGAUAUUACAGAAAAGAUCUUAUUUAUUGCCAACAAUAUUACUAUUAACAAUUUUGAUACCAAGAUUAAUGACAUCGUCACUUUAGUCACACCAAAUUUUUACACCUGGUUCUCCAAUUAUCUGGUCAAUCAAAGAGCGAAGACUGAACCUAAUUACCAUUCGUUGUAUUGUAAGAUUUUCACAGCAUUCAAAUCAAAUUCGUUACAUGAGUGUGUUAUUAAUACUACUUUGAGACAGUUGUAUGUGCUUUUAGCUGCCAAAGAUAAAUCUCAGAUAGAUAAAAAAAUAUUGAAAAACCUCUCUUCCUGGUUUGGUUUAAUUACGUUAAGUGUAGAUAGGCCAAUAAGACAUAGAAACGUGGCAUUUAGAGAGUUAUUAUUGGAGGCAUACAAGGAGGAUAGACUGGAUAUUGUCGUCCCGUUUGUUACGAAGGUUUUACAAAAUGCAGAAUCAUCAAAAAUAUUUAGACCACCAAAUCCAUGGACUUUGGGUAUUCUCCAAAUAUUACUGGAACUUAAUGAAAAGGCCAAUUGGAAACUAAGUUUAACUUUUGAAGUAGAGGUUCUAUUUAAAACAUUAAAGGUAUCUAUGAAAAGUAUACAGCCCUCCAAUCUUAUUGAAGGCCCAGAUAGUGUAGAUGUUAUUGCUGGUAAGCUAGGAAACAUUUCGUUAGAACAACAACAGGUUGAACGUCAAAAGCAAAUUAUGUUAAUGCAACAACAUCAACAGCAUAUGUUGAUGUACAGACAACGUCAACAGCAAAUGCUAUCAUCUGGUAUUACAGAACAGAAUCAAUUUAAUGUUGAUCCCCUUGGCUCCUCAUCUGCUGUUCCAAAUGUACCAUCACAACAGGUUCCAGGUAUGGCUACAGUACAGUCAAGUGAAACACCAUUCCAGAAUUUACUGGGUAAUACCGUAUUUGUUACCCAUCCGGAUCUGAAACGUGUUUUUCAAAUGGCUCUUGCAAAGUCAGUCAGAGAAAUAUUAAUUCCUGCAGUUGAAAAGGCAAGUAAUAUUGCCGUUGUGUCCACGAUAAAGAUUGUCGGUAAAGACUUUGCUACUGAAGUUGAUGAAGGAAAAUUAAAUGCUGCCGCAAUCAACAUGGUUAGACAUUUAGCACAAAGUUUAUCUCGUGCUACUUCCAUCGAACCUUUGAGAGAAACAAUAAGGACUACGACACAGUCUUUGGCUCCAAAUUUAUCCAAUUUGUCGUUCAAUCCGUUUGGUGAACUUGAUAAUGCAAUUAACGACAACAUAGGUUUAGCUUUGGUAUUGAUAGAGAAUGCCGCCAUUGAAAGAUCUGUUCAAGAGAUUAGCGAACAGUUAGUUCAGUCAAUUGCAGUUCGGAGAUAUCAUAAGGAAAGAAGGGCAGACCAACCUUUCUUGGCACCAAAUGUUAAUCCGUAUUCAUUAACUUUGCCAGAACCAUUGGGGUUGAAGAGUUCCGGUGUUACUCAGCAACAACUAAACAUAUAUAAGGAAUUCGGAAAGUAUAUCCCUAACAGUGAUGGUAUGGCACUGAACAAUGUUCCUGCUCCUCUCAACAUGAAUCAAAAUUCAGCUGUUCAAGGCUCAGAACAGUUUGCACAGGCUCAACAGCAGCAACAGCAACAGCAGCAACAGCAGCAGCAGCAGCAGCAACAGCAGCAGCAGCAACAGCAGCAACAGCAACAACAGCAACAGCAACAAAGAAUACCUCAACAACCACCUAUGGUUCAACCAGUUCAGCAACUGAAUACAAUCCAGAAUGAAUUGGAACAAAACCAUCGUGUUCUUGUGCAUUUAAUGGAUGUUUUAGUUGCUCAGAUUAAAGAAAAUUCUGGUAAAGAGUCUCUUGAGGAAUUAGGUGAGAAUAAUCAAAUUAAUAACAUUAUUUUCCAGAUUCUAACAUUUAUUGCUAGAAGCGAACAAAAAGAUCAGUUGGCAUUGAAGGUUGCCCAAGCUGUUGUGAACAGUUUAUUCGCUACGAGUGAAAGUUCGUUGUGUAGAGAAGUUUUAUCUCUUUUACUUGAAAAAUUAUGCUCAUUGUCAUUGGUUGCUAGAAAAGAUGUUAGUUGGUGGUUGAUUUACGCAUUGGACAGCAGAAAGUUUGAUGUUCGUGUAAUCAGAUCUUUACUUGAAGUUCAUCUUAUCAAUGUUUCCGAAUUGGACAAUGUGAUAGUAACUGCUAUGAUAAAUAAUAUGGAAAAUGCAGUCGAAUUUGCAAUCGAUGUUCUAAAAAGUACUGUCUUAUCGAAGGAACCAAUAUUAAUGAGAAUGGAUUUUGUACGUACUCUGGAGCACCUAAGUAAGUUAAAUGAUCCAAAGGUAAAGGAAUUUCUAAAGAAGUUCAACAACUCAGAUGUUUUGCCUGUUACAGACGGUACUAGUGUCGUUUUAAAUGAGAAAUAUUUUUUGGUCUUCACAGAGUGGGUUAAGUUACUACAAAGAGUUGAUAUCGAAGACGACGUCGUACUUGCCUUCAUAUCUCAAAUGAUGGAGAAUGGUGUUAUUACAGAUUCAGACAGUUUAAUACAAUUUUUAAAAUCAGCUCUGGAACUUUCAGUAUUUGCUUUUAAAGAAAGCGAUCCAACUAGUGAAGUUUUCACUGCCAUUGAUGGUUUAAGUAAGCUAAUUAUCAAACUAUUAGUAUAUCAAGAAUUUACCGAAUGGACUAAGUCGGACUAUAUGCAUGUUAUUUUCUCUGUUAUUUUAUUAGUUUCCUCUAAAGACCAUGAAGAUUCGACCUUUAAUGAAAGGCCAUAUUUCAGGUUGUUGUCUAAUUUGUUAUUUGAAUGGAGUACUCUUCGUGGUAAUAAUUUUGCUACUAUCAAAAACAUUGAAACAAGAAAAGAGUACCGUAAUUUCGAUAUUGAAUUUUACAAUAUAUUUGCAACCUAUUUACAUUCUUUCCAACCUUUCGCGUUCCCUGGAUUCACUUUCGCAUGGGUUUCCUUAAUUUCUCACAGAAUGUUCCUACCUAUUAUGUUAAGACUUGAAGAUAAGAAGGGCUGGAAGAAAUUAAUGAUUUUGUUAAUUGAUUUAUUUAAAUUUUUGGAUACAUACACUAAAAAGACUGCCUUAUCGGAUACUGUUUCGGUGGUAUACAAGGGGACAUUGCGUGUCAUUCUUGGUAUCUCUAACGAUCUUCCCGACUUCCUGAUUGAAAACCAUUUCGAACUGAUGAACAAUAUUCCGGCCACUUACUUCCAAUUAAAGAACGUCAUUUUGUCCACGAUUCCACUGAAGAUGGUUGUUCCAAAUCCAUACGAUUCAAUGUUAUCUAUGGAAAGUAUGGAGGAUUGCCAAACUCCACCUUCUGUAUUUUAUGACCCUGUUGAAGCUUUACAAUCCUUAAAGAAACCUAUUGACAAUUACUUACGUAUUCCAUCCAAUUCUCUGUUUAAGACUAUAUCGAGUGGCUUAUAUAGGACAGAGUAUGAUAUCAAAAAUGGAAUUGGUUUUGACUUUGUUAGUGUCGACCAGGAAUUAGUUCGUGCUAUUGUUUUACAUGUCGGUAUUGAAGCUGGUUUAGAAAAUGGUAGAACAUCAUCCAGUGCGGUAUUCAACACAAAGUCUUCGUAUUACGCCCUGCUUUUCAACAUGAUCAAUGAAGGUAUUUCUGAACUAAAGUAUCAAAUCAUACAAGUUAUGGUUGAACAAUUGCGUUAUCCAAACAUCCACACUUACUGGUUCUCAUAUGUUUUAGUAAACAUGUUUACAUCAAAAGAUUUCGCUGAUAACCUAACAGAAGUUCAAGAAAUUAUGUUAAGAGUUUUAUUGGAAAGAAUUAUCGUUAACAGACCGCAUGCAUGGGGUGUUUCCGUAUUGGUUACGAAGCUUCUAACAAAUAAAGAAGUCGAUAUAAUGAAUCUUUCAUUCAUGAAGACUGUACCUCAAAUAGAGACAAUAUUUUCACAAUUGAAAAAGCAUACGUCAAAUAAUAUUACAGUAGAUUCAAAAGCUGAUGUUUCUGGCGGGAAUAAUGCAUCUAUAGCCGCCAAAUGA
Messenger RNA from Maudiozyma saulgeensis, 6342 nucleotides. NCBI's taxonomy places the organism in Eukaryota, Fungi, Ascomycota, Saccharomycetes, Saccharomycetales, Saccharomycetaceae. The record is from the annotation of a GenBank genome assembly.